Molecule: messenger RNA, 2010 nt
Organism: Microdochium trichocladiopsis
Lineage: Eukaryota; Fungi; Ascomycota; Sordariomycetes; Xylariales; Microdochiaceae
Exons: 3
Coding region: 359-1663 (434 amino acids)
Source: RefSeq, a predicted model, not a curated record
AACUGUCCUGCCCGUCACUUACUGCGCCGGCCGCAUCGCCUACUUAGGCCCACUGCUCCCCUCUGGUUUCAAUCCCUCCUCUCCUGGUCUUCUUCCCUCUCCCAUAGAAUACGCUGGUAGUGUGUCUUAUUCCCUUCGUUCCUUUUCUUGUCCCGGGGCCAGCCCACUUUACAUCACCUUGUCCUUCGUGGCCAUUCUUUUCUCUGCAUCUUCGAAUUCGGUCUGGUACCAUUUUUGAGACGCCCCUUUCUAUCACGCAAGCACACCACAUUCAGCAGCUUUUCUCGUUCUAUCAUCGACAGCAGCCGGGUCUUCUGUCGCCUUCCACUCUCUUCGUCAUCCAGUAAUCAUCGCCAACAUGCUUCCCAAGUCUGUCCUUCUCGCCCUCGUCGGCGCCGUGGCCGUCUCCGACGCCAUGGUCACUCCCUACGGCUCCGUCCAUGACCGCCGGUCUCAGCGCAACAGCCUCAGCGCCAGGCAAUUCCGUGGUGGCAACCGUGGUGGCCAGCAGGGUGGCCAGCAGGGCGGAAACAAUGGCGGCAACAACGGUGGCAACAACAACAACGGUGGAAACAACGGCGGCAACAAUGGCGGAAACAACAACCUCUGCCUCGACCCCAGUGUCAUUGCCACGAACGCUGCCAACAACGGUCUUCAGAAUGCCGCAGCUGGCCAGGCUGCGUCUCAGACCUCGACCAACAACUUCAUCGACUUCUGCAAGGGCAAGACAAUCACCAACGGUCUUCAGGCACGUGGCGGAUCUUGCAACCCUAUCCCCAUGGGAGACAUGCCUGCCGCCGAUAAGAUGAUUUCUGCCGUGUUCCAGAAUCCCAAGAACGGCGACACUCUGCAGGCGAACCAGAACUUCGAUAUCACAGUCCAGAUCGCUAACCUCCAGGCUGGUGCUUUCACCAACCCUGAUGUCACCUAUUACAACGCGCCUCAGACUCUUGGCAACGGCGGCGUGGUCGUCGGCCAUACCCACGUCGUCGUUCAGGAUAUGGGCAACAGCCAGAACCCCAACACCCCUCCCAGCGCCGCCACGUUUGCCUUCUUCAAGGGCAUCAACGACGCGGGUAACAACCAAGGUCUGCUCAAGGCCACGGUCACAGGUGGUCUGCCCGCCGGCAACUACCGUCUGUGCUCCAUGACUUCCGCUUCCAACCACCAACCUGCCCUCAUGCCUGUCGCUCAACGUGGUCCUCAGGAUGACUGCGUCCGCUUCACUGUUGCAGCUGGUGGCGGCAACGGUGGUAACAACGGCGGUAACAACGGAGGCAACAACAACAACAACAACAACGGCGGUAACAACGGUGGUCAACAGGGUGGCCAGCAGGGCGGCCAGCAGGGUGGUAACGGUGCUCAGCAGGGCGGUAACAACGGUGGUCAGCAGCAGGGCGGCCAGCAGGGCGGUAACAAUGGCGGUAACGGAGGCCGUGGUGGCGCCAGGGCCUUUGGCGGUGCGGCGCCUGCUGUCACUAAUUCUGGCGACGCGAACCGCCCCUUUGCUGUCAACGGCAACACUUUUGUCAACGAGGCCGCUGCCAAGCAGAGAGCCUGUGACAUCCAGAACAACGCCUGCAUGGACGCCUUCAACAAGGGCAACUCUGGCUUCCAAGUGAGCGAUUGCCAGGCCCAACAGACAGCCUGCAACGCUGCAUAGAUUGCUGCUUAGCUGGUGACUGGCCUUUGACGCCGAGGGAUCACGGUUGCGGAUACCCCUUAGAAUUGGAGACCCUAACCUCUGGCGAUGCGUUAUGAUGGGGAAAGCGGCUUGCUGUAUCACUAAUGAUUGCGACGGCGUGGCAAGUCAAUACUGCAGACAGUCGGGUCUGCAAGGCGCCGUGAUGUGUGUGUGUUUCGAAACCUUACCAUUUUUAUCUUCUCUUUUCUCUUUUUUGUUACCCAGGUGGGCUGGUCCAGAUGAUCUGCCUCUCUGAUGACUAGAAAUAGAAAUGGAGAAGCAGUUCAUCUAAAAAACAAGAAAACUAAUCGAACAUUAAAAAAAAA